AUAGCCGAGGGUCGAGAGUCGACUUAACCUCAAGCAAGGUCGAUAGAUGCGCGCGCACGUCAGUGUCGCUUCGAGCUGCGGUGCUGGAGGUAGACAGAAGGGCAGGUGUUUUUGUGUUUGUUGUCAAAUUUUGAUAAUCAUCUCCCGUUUCCGUAUCCGUGUUGGCUGGUAAAAAUUGUCAGUAACGCUGAUCGACGAGGCAGAAAUAAGCGUGGCGGUAUUACCGAGAAAUCGAGGCUGCGCGCGCUGGUCGAAGGCGGCCAUCAUUAAUUUCUCCCGAUAGAAUAUUAAUAGCAUUCAUUCAAGAAUUAUGUAUUUGUUUACCGAUUUGUUACGAUGUAGAAAUUAUUGACAACGCUAUUGCUUCGCGAAGUGGGCGAAUAUUGUCGGGGCGCCUCCGUAUCGCGUACCGGUAAUUGUCGCACCUGUUAUGGCUUGAAACUGGGAAAGUUAACCGUGACACGGAGAGAGACAAGUUGCCUCGCUGCUGCUUGCCUGCCUGCCUGCGCGUAACCACGCGACGUUUAAUGUGGCCAGUGGCUAUGUACCGUUAGUUGAAAAUCCUUCUCCAUUACUCGUUUGCCGAGUGCAGGAACGACGCUCGUAGACGCCGUGGAGAGCGUCUUUAACAAGCUGAAUACAAUUGUGUUGCGCGGUGGUGCUGAAACCGUCGGAAAGGAGUCUGACUCGAGUUAGCACGGCCCUGAGCAGCGUGUAUGACGUAUGCAAAGCACAGUGAACGCUUGAAAAGCCUCGGCGACGAGGAACGCUUAACCCGUAGAAAUGAGAAAGUUGGUGCUGUGAAUAUCGAGAACACACGGUCCGCACCGAGGAACGGGCCAACCACACAAUCAAGGAGGUGCUCACUGCACGAAGGAUACCAGUCGCGUCGGAACUAACCGGGGUAAGUAGGACGUGCGUGUGAAACGUUUAUUCCCGUGGCAGGAGCGAGUGUUUGUCGAACGGCGUAGAGGUAGUUCUCUCUCGUUAAGCGUGGCGAGCGGGAGAACGAGCCGAACUCGGUUCAACCGCGCGUCUUUCCGUACUCGUACUCGUCGACAGCCUUUUCGACGAUAGAUCCCGUCCCGUUCCGGAUUCCCCACGUAUCGUACCGCGUCCCGCUGGAGAUAUCGGAGCUGGGCUCGAUUGGGAGGAAAAUCGUCGCUCGCGGGUUUCCGCCUUAGAGCCAGACCAGCCAGCCAGCCGACGCGAGAGAUACGAUAAGCUGUGAAAAAUGAAUUUCACACCGUUUCCUGGGUUCACAACAGGGUCUAUACCCACUGGGACCGUUCAUCAAUUUGCGACUGCAAAAUUCGCACAAAAUUUAACCACUGGGGGUCAAGUUGUCGGUGUGUUGUCCGGAGGCGAAGGUGGCGUACAUUAUCUUAGACCUGUUGAUCCAAAUGGGUUCACUACUGUCACGCAGGGUGGCAAUAAUCAGCAACCACAAAUCAUUACUUUGCCUAUCACUGUACCUGGCAAAGAUGGUACCCAACAACAGCAAACGGUCCAGAUCCAGGUCGUCAAUCCAAAUGUUACUCAGAGUGGGAAUAGCGGGGACCAGCCGAAGUAUCAUUUGGCUCCUCUUUCUUUGGGCCAGUUUCCUCAGGGUGCAGCAACCGUAUUGACCGUUGCUUACAGCCAGCAGGAUGCUGAUGGUGUUCAAAUUCAAGUCCAGCCACAGAAUACCAUUGCUACAACCCAAACAUCGGAUCAAACGACUCAGAGUACGUCGACGGCUGUGACGACAACGUCGCAGCAAACGAUUCAACAAACCGUCCACCUUCCUGGUGCUCCGGAAGGCCUAACCGUAGUGGCUCAAAUACCACAGGAUUUGAUACUUAGAGACGGUAUGGAUGAAUCAAAAGAGGAUGUCAAGGAGGGUACAACGCCCGUAGCACUGAUAAAGAGGGGUACUGUCAAAAACCAGGGUAACCAAAGCAACGAAGAAUUGAUAACUUCGAUGCCUGCUAGUUGGCAGAGUUUAGCAACGCCUGGAUCGACUGUAGCUGACUAUUUGUCCAGACUGCCGGCGAGCACGCUACCGUUAAGCUUACAUUCCUUUUUGAAAUUCUCCGCGGAGACAAUUAAGAGAGAGGAGACCAUUGAAUCUAGUCCCUUGAGCGCAGAUGGACUAGAGGUUCCAGUUACUACAGCCUCUGGGGAACAAUCCGUUCACAUUACAGUAGCGGGUACAGAGACGGAAAUUACUCCGGACGUUGUAGAAGCCGCGGAACCUGGUACAAAGCCAAAAAAGAAGAAGAAGUACAAGAAGAAGCCGCCAAAGCCAAAGAAACCAAAACCUGGCCAGGUGACGAUCGCUACCGCGCUUGAUGGAACAACGCUGUUUUGUUGCCCUCAGUGCAACAUGGCUUAUCCAGAGAAAGAAUUGCUAGAACAACAUUUAAUCGGACAUAAAAUCGAAAGGAGAUUCAUAUGCGACAUGUGCGGGGCUGGAUUAAAACGUAAGGAACAUUUGGAACGGCAUAAGUUGGGCCACAGUCCCGAGAGACCGUUCACUUGUUCUGUAUGCUUGAAGGGGUUCAAGAGAAAAGAACACCUUAAUCUUCAUUUUGUCAUACACUCCGGUCAGAAAACAGAAGUAUGCACGGAAUGCGGUAAGGCAUUUUACAGAAAGGACCACCUUCGCAAACAUGCUAGAUCCCAUUUGGCUAAGAGAGUGAAGGAUGAUCCGUUGAACACUGCGGACAAUUCUCAAAGCCAACAACAGAAUCAGCAGCAUGAGGAACAACAGCACCAGGAACAGCAGCAGCAGCAGCAGCAGCAGCAACAACAACAAAACAAUGUGCCCGAAUUACAGCAAAUUCAAAUUCAAGUUGGUCAGGGAUCUGGAGCCCAGAUUCACCAAAUUUCUGUUAGCGAACAAUCUACAGUUGUGCUACCAACUGCGGCUGAAACUGGUGCCAUGGCCAUGCUACAUCAUCAGCAACAACAGCAUUAGCAACAGCCUACCGCCCAUAUUCAAACGGGGCGGUAUUUUCGGUUUAAUCAUGAGCAGGCCAAGGGAAGAGUAAGGCAAAACGUACAGAAUAAUUGAACAAUUGAAUUAAACGAAGACUCUAAGUGUUGGAAAUUGUACAAUUUGACAAUGUGGCCGUCGUAUUUAAUUUACUCUGUUUGUUUCUGGUUUAACAUCUAAGUACAAACGAAUUUCUCCAGUAGCAUUUGAAUUACAUCUAUUGAAAGUGUUUUGUAGUAUUUUGUUAUUUCAGAUUAAAACAACUCGAUCUUGUUAGUAGUUUUUAAUACUUAGAGUCCAAGUUAUCUAAGGUUUUCAAUUCUCAGUAUCAUAUGCAAUGGUAUCUGACAUUAUACCAGAGGCGAUGAUCGUUUUUUGGCAUAAAUCGAAUAGCUAAAUCAAUGUAUAAAAACUUUUUGACCAUCUAUUACGAAUAUCUGGGUUUAAAAAUAUUAACGUAGAUGAGAUUACAUAACUCCAGGUACAUUCGAAAAUCAUCAAGAUUUUAGAAUACUUGCGUUAGCGAGAUGCCGUUUUACUGUUUCCAUAGAAUCUACAAAUUGACAUAAUGAAAUUUCGUUACGUCGGUUUCUGUUGUUGUUUGUGUAUCUUGUAAAUUUUCCACAGAAAAAGUACAUGCUUGAUCAAUUAUAGGAUUGUUAAGGUUCAUGUGAUGUAAAUUCUCCAAAUUCGCAUCAGUCCGUUUUGUCUGACGACAGAAAGUAAUCAUGAUAAGUUUUUCUACUCGUUUUCUGAGUCAGAUUUUUUUCCUGAAUGGGGCGAAAACAAUAGUUUUUCUCCCAUUUGCAGAAUGCCCAAUGUAUAUUUAUCUUAUGACAUUUUAUAUAAUUUAAUCACCAUGUGGUACUAGCAAAUGAGCUACGCAAAACCUUGAUCAUUAUUUUGUUUUUUCUUAUAUCGAAUUUCUUCUGAGGAUUAUGAACUACAGAAAAUACAUGUGAUCGGUGAGAAUGUAUCACUUAACGUUCACGUAGGUUGAAUGCCAUUAUCGAUCGAAUUUUGGCAAAGAACAUCACAGAUUGUAUUUUAUUGCAUUUGUGCAGGGAAAGUAAUAUAUGUAUGAAAUAUGACAAUUUAUUAGUUUGUUGAAGCAAAUCGAAUAAGAAAUGUAAAUUAUACUGAAAAUAAUUUUAAAUUUAGUUCAUUUCUGACAUAAGUUAUACAUAAAUGAUUAGCGGUAUGUAAACAGAAAUUGAUAGGAGCUAUUAUUGCUGGCUAAAAUUAAAUUAUUACUGACGUAAUUCUAACGUGCAAGUAGGAUUAAAACAAAGUGAAUAUAUUUUUUAAAGCACCAUCUGGAAUUACUAGGGGUAAAAAUAAUUGAAUUUGAGCUCGCAGAAUAAAAAUCAUGGUAAUCCUUGAUAGAAAAAUGCUUAUAAUCAAUUGUAAAUACAGGAUUUUGCAUUAAAAAAAUUAAAAAAAAAAAAAAAUAACUACACGACUAAGUACCAACUGAAAAUAACACUGCAGCAUGUAGAAUAAAUAUGAUUAUUUAUUCUCAGUAAGGCAAAUCAACUGAUUGUGUUGAAUUGCAAAAAAGGACAUUAAGAAACAGAUAUACAAUAACUUUGCGACGUCUAAACUUUUACAUAUAUGUAUGCAUACAUACACGUUGUAAAACAAAGAUUGCUGUAUAUUUUUACAAAGGCAAUAUCUGACACUUGUGACACGUAUAAUAUUGAACUAUAAUGAGUAUAAUGUUGAGGUAAUAAAGAACCUCAAAUAAAUAUAGGAUAAUUAUAUAGCUUAUAUUUUUCAGUACAUAUUAGCAUGAGCUGUGUUCAAACAAAAAUUUAGAUUUAGAGAAAGAUGUCAGUUUUUUUUACGCGUGUCAAACAUUGGGAUCUUUUUUUCUUUAUGUCUUCCCCGCAUAGAACGACGUUAUUUACUUCUACAGAACAUUCGGUAAAGUUGAAAAUCAUAAAUCAAGUAAAUUAUCGUAUAGGUAAUGAAAUAUUAAACAAAUAGACUCAGCUUCGACUUCCUGCGAACUUAGCUCGCUUAAAUAUAAAUUUAUUUUCGAACGUACAAUCUAAGUAACUAACUGGUAGUUAGCCUUAUAUUUCUCAUAAAUCUUGGAGAUGGUAUUUAUAAAAUAUAAUUUUAACACUACAUAGCUGUACGUAUGGAAUUUGUUAUCAAUAAGUUGAUAUAUUUGAAGAAAGAAAGCCAACAAAAAAAUGAUUAAAAACUAAAUAAAAAACAAACCAACAAAA
Messenger RNA from Diprion similis, 5217 nucleotides. RefSeq names its product vascular endothelial zinc finger 1-like. The transcript has 3 exons. Bases 1235 to 2962 code for a protein of 575 amino acids. Gene Ontology annotation, molecular function: DNA-binding transcription factor activity; RNA polymerase II cis-regulatory region sequence-specific DNA binding. The record is from RefSeq and is a predicted model, not a curated record. Gene Ontology annotation, biological process: regulation of transcription by RNA polymerase II. NCBI's taxonomy places the organism in Eukaryota, Metazoa, Arthropoda, Insecta, Hymenoptera, Diprionidae.